CAAGGAGUUUCUCCUUUAUUUAUAGGAGAGGAUAAAGACCAAAACACAAAAGGAAUUCUAUUCCUACAAGGAAACAAAUCACUAAAUAUGAACAAGGAAACAAAUCAAGAGCAAUCCCACUUAGAAUGGGAUUUGCUCUCCUUCUUGCCGUGUGGUCCAAGGAGCACCGCCCAACAGAGAGUACAACGGGGACUCGAAUGGAGAAUUCAUUGGAGAAAGAAGGAAAAAGAACAAAGGAGGAGGAAUGCAUUGAAUGCAGUCACUGCAUUCAUUUAAGUAGAGAAAGUAUCUCCCCUGCCGCUCCUCCUUGUUUAUUACUGGCUGCUGCUGCCGCCGCCGCCGGAGGUAGCAGUAAUGAUGGUAAUAACGAAUUGGGCCGGAUGGGGGCCCACCCCUUCCAUGAUGACCAAGAUAUAGAACAAGAAGAAGAAGGGGAAGAAGAAGAGGAGGAUGAGGAGGAGCUGGGCGCGGUGAAGGAGAUGAUGUUCAAGAUUGCGGCGAUGCAGCCGGUGGAGAUCGACCCCGCCACCAUCCGCAAGCCCAAGCGCCGCAACGUCCGCAUCAGCGACGACCCCCAGAGCGUCGCCGCCAGGCUCCGCCGCGAGAGGAUCAGCGAGAAGAUCAGGAUCCUCCAGCGCCUCGUCCCCGGCGGCACCAAGAUGGACACCGCCUCCAUGCUCGACGAAGCCAUCCGCUACGUCAAGUUCUUGAAACGCCAUAUCCGCCACCUCCAGUUCGGCCACCACCACCAAGUCCCCCCACCACCGCCUCCUCCUCCCGUCGGAAAUUGGCCCGCUCCCGACUCCACCUUCGCCGGGAAUGUGCUCACCGGCGAUCCGCCGGCUGGCCCCAUGUGUCUCAACAACAACCACGAGGUAAUUGGCGAUUAAUAUUGUUUAACUUAAGUAUGUAACCGAGGAUGAUCACUUCAUUAGUACGGAGUAAUUAUUAAUUAAUUACCAAUCAAACAAUAUGCUCAAAUUGAGUACGUACGUAUUUAUUUAUUGGGUGGAGACAAAAAAAACAUUAAAUUAUUAAGGCGCGCAGUGUAUUUAAUAAUGUGGGUGUGUGUAU
Messenger RNA from Cuscuta campestris, 1074 nucleotides. The record is from the annotation of a GenBank genome assembly. NCBI's taxonomy places the organism in Eukaryota, Viridiplantae, Streptophyta, Magnoliopsida, Solanales, Convolvulaceae.